This is a messenger RNA of Aplysia californica (California sea hare), 1373 nucleotides long. Its product is annotated as WD repeat-containing protein 18. Gene Ontology annotation, molecular function: protein binding. The record is from RefSeq and is a predicted model, not a curated record. Gene Ontology annotation, biological process: rRNA processing; DNA-templated DNA replication. The transcript has 11 exons. Gene Ontology annotation, cellular component: nuclear pre-replicative complex. The coding region runs from base 38 to 1354 and encodes 438 amino acids. Lineage: Eukaryota; Metazoa; Mollusca; Gastropoda; Aplysiida; Aplysiidae.
UUGUUUGGAGUAGUUUCCCCCUUCCCUAAGAUCCAAGAUGGCGACUUCCAGUAAAGUAAACACAUUGCGUUCUUGUGAAGAGGUGGUGUUUGUGAGCACCAAAAGUUCAGAAGAAGGCAGCUGGAAUGUUGCAUCAUGGGAUGCUCGAACAGGAAAUCUUCUUCAGACCCACCGUCAUGGCUCUUCUUCCCCACAUACACUUUGCAUGCUGAAUGGAGAAUGUAUACUGGCAGCCUCCCAUUCAAAACCAGUGAUUCAUGUCUGGAAUAUGUUGAGACAAGGUCAAAAACACAGAAAAUUGAUAUGUGGUGCAAAAAUAGCGGCGCUUGCCACAAGCCCAGAUAACAACUGGAUUGCUGCUGGCAUGGAAGACAAAAUCUACAUUUGGCAAGUAUGCACAGGAAACCUGUACAGUGUCUUGAGCCACAGUAGUGUUGAAGUGAAGUGCCUUAAGUUCACUCCUAGUGGCCAACAUUUGGUGUCAGCAUACAAGGAUGGCUCAGUGUGUGUUUGGGAACUUCAAGAUGCAGUGACUCUGGAUCCACACCGCAUCAAUGAGGUCAGACCAGUGAAUACCUUCUUUGGUCACUCUGGGGAGGUGACAGAUCUACACAUCAGCCUGUCCAAUACAGUGGUCACGUGUGGCACAGACUUCUCUGUCAGAGUUUGGUCUCUGUUCUCCAGUGAAGAGUUGAAAAUGUUUGAGCUGGGCACUGCUGUCACCUCUGUAGUAAUGGAUCACAGCGAACUCACCUUGUAUGCAGGAGAUGCCAAUGGAAACGUCUUCUCCAUUGAUUUACACCACAAACCAGCUGUUAGAUCAGUUCACUUAGAUGUGAGAGAACCAAGUGAUGGCUUCAUUGUCUAUCCAGCACAUUCUGCAGCUGUGCGACGCCUUUGCCUCAGUCAAGACAAUGUCCGCAUUGUGUCUGCAUCGGAUGACAUGACAGUAAAAAUAUGGAGUUUAAUUUCCACUGUUCAUCCCAUCACAAUUGAUCUAAAUGAGCAAGUGUGUGAUCUUCUGGUGACCCCUGUACCUGCUGCUCUUGUAAACCCUGAUGCAAAGCCUCGUGUAUUCCUCUCAAAUCUCAAACGCAACAUACAUGAAGUAGAGGCUGAUGGUGCUGAGGAUGAAAUCUUUAUCGAUAUUCCUGUGAAAUUGCCGCAGGUCUCAAAGCCACAGAUGCAGAUGCCUACCUCAGGGGUGGAAGAAACCAGUGUCACAAUGCAAGGGAACAAUUCAUCACUUUUGAAGAAGCACCCAGAUGUUGUCAGCUUGAAGGAUAAAGCAAACAAGUUGAAGAAAGCAAAUGAAGAAAUCUAUCAAUUUGCUCUCAAAGAAAUUAUUAAAUAAAACAUUGUAAAAGAAAAAA